CAUCAACUGGUCGCUAUAAAUUAUCAGGGAAUGAAAAGGUUUAUUUGAAAAAAAAGGAGAUGAGGAAUAAGGGCGGGGAGGAGUGAGACUGAGAGUGAAUUGGGAAGGAAAUUGAAGAGGAAGAAGAAGAGGAAGGAGCGGUUCGUAGAGGGGAAAUGGCGGUUGAUGAAGAGGCAGAGGAGAAGUACGUACCAAAAAAGAAUAAACAGCAGAAGGAUGAAGAGAAGAGGAGAAAGAACAUGCCUCCAGGGAGCUUAAUGAAGGCGAUCGUAAGGCCGGGUGGAGGAACAGUUAAGCCUAAAGAUGGAGAUCAGGUUUUAUUUCAUUGCACUACACGAACAUUAGAUGGAGUUAUUGUUGAAUCAACAAGAUAUGAACAUGGUGGGAAAGGUAAACCUAUGAAGCUGGUCCUAGGAAAGAGCAAAAUGAUACUUGGAUUUGCUGAAGGAAUUCCAACUAUGCUGAAGGGUGAAGUUGCUAUGUUGAAGAUGAAACCAGAGCUGCACUAUGGUGAGCCUGAUUGUCCAGUUGUAGUUGCUGUGGACUUCCCAAAACAUGAUGAACUUCAUUUUGAGAUUGAGCUGAUAGAUUUCUUUAAAGUAAAGGUUGUCACUGAGGACAUGGGAGUUGUUAAGCAGGUAUUAAAUGAAGGCCAGGGCUGGGAAUCACCAAGGGAACCUUAUGAAGUAAGAGCUUGGAUUACUGCAAGAACAGCCAACCGCGAUGUGCUUGUUGAACAUGUUCAAGGAGAACCACUUCAUUUUGCUUUUGGAAAAAAGGAGGUACCUAAAGGACUUGAGAUGGGGAUUGGAACAAUGACCAGGGGAGAAAAGGCAAUGAUAUAUGUUAAUGAACCUUAUUUAACUGAAUCCCCCUUCAUGGAUGUUGACAGCUUUCAGGAGGUUCAGUUUGAGGUAGAACUGGUCCAGAUCAUUCAGGUGCGAGACAUGCUGGGGGAUGGUCGUCUCAUAAAGCGUCGUGUUAAAGAUGGAAGAGGUGAAUUUCCUAUGGAUUGCCCUCUUCAUGAUAGCCUUCUGUGCAUCCAUUAUAAGGGGGUGCUUCUAGAUGAAGAAAGGACAGUGUUCUAUGACACAAGGAUUGACAAUGAUGGUCAUCCUUUGGAAUUUUGUUCAGGAGAGGGGCUUGUGCCAGAAGGACUUGAAAUGUCUGUUCGCCUAAUGCUGCCAGGAGAGGUAGCUCUUGUCACUUGCCCUCCGGAUUAUGCAUAUGAUAAAUUUAAGAGACCUGAGAAUGUGCCUGAAGGUGCUCAUGUUCAAUGGGAGAUCGAGCUCCUUGAUUUCAAGAAGCCAAAGGACUGGACAGGAUUAAAUUUCAGCAGCAUCAUGGAGGAAGCAGAAAAAAUAAAAAAUACUGGUAACAGGCUUUUCAAGGAGGGAAAAUUCGAACUAGCUAAGGCAAAAUAUGAGCAGGUUCUUCGUGAAUUUAACCAUGUUAAUCCGCAGGAUGAUGAGGAAGGGAAAAUUUAUUUGAAUUUUAGAAACUCAUUGCAUUUAAAUGUGGCUGCAUGCUACCAGAAGCUGGGUGAUUGCAGAAAAUCUAUAGAAACAUGCAAUAAGGUUUUGGACUCAAGUCCUGCCCAUGUUAAAGCUUUGUAUCGCCGUGGCAUUGCCUAUAUGUCAGCUGGAGAUUUUGAUGAAGCAAGAAGUGACUUUGAAAUGAUGAUAAAGGUUGAUAAAUCUUCAGAGCCUGAUGCCACAUCCGCUCUUUCAAAAUUGAGACAAAAGGAAAAGGAGGUUGAAAAUAUGGCAAAGAAACAGUUUAAGGGGCUUUUUGACAAAAAACCGGGAGAAAUUGCUGAAGUUGGAAGUGAUCCAAUUGGAGACGACAGCAUUUUGGAGACUACAAACGGUGAAGCUGCAGAUAUGCAGUCUGAAACGGAUGAAGCAGGUUCAGAUAGGGAAGCUGCUCCAGAAGGACUCUUUGCAAGAUAUUGGUAUGUCGGAAGGAGAAUUGCAACUUCUCUAGGGCUUGGUAGGUGUUCAAUUCUGUAAACCAGUGUUGUUAGCCUCGGUUUUAAUACCGUUUUGGUCUGCUGGCCCUUAUGGCGUUAGCCGACAUGCAUGGGCCUGCGUCGGGCUAUUUUCAUUUUACUUAUUUAGAAAAUAGUUAAUAAAUAAUUUAAAAUAUUCAAUAAAUAAAAAAAUUGUUGUGUAAGAUGCA
This is a messenger RNA of Nymphaea colorata (pocket water lily), 2181 nucleotides long. Its product is annotated as peptidyl-prolyl cis-trans isomerase PASTICCINO1. NCBI's taxonomy places the organism in Eukaryota, Viridiplantae, Streptophyta, Magnoliopsida, Nymphaeales, Nymphaeaceae. The coding region runs from base 156 to 2012 and encodes 618 amino acids. The transcript has 21 exons. Gene Ontology annotation, molecular function: peptidyl-prolyl cis-trans isomerase activity; protein binding. The record is from RefSeq and is a predicted model, not a curated record.